Molecule: messenger RNA, 716 nt
Organism: Paramecium sonneborni
Lineage: Eukaryota; Ciliophora; Oligohymenophorea; Peniculida; Parameciidae
Source: the annotation of a GenBank genome assembly
CUAUUACUAUUGAUUUUAAUGGCAUCUAAAUACUUAUAAAAAUAUCCAGUGCCUGAAAAUUUUCAUUAAAUCUUACAUGAUUUUACGAGAGAAGUAAUAAAAACAAAAAUAAUUGGAUAGGUAUUAAGAGAUUAGCCAGAUGAUAUAAUUUAGUAUGGUAUGGAAUAUUUUGAAUGUAUGAGAGAUGGGAAGGUAUUCAAUUUUUAGAGCAAAUAUAAUAUUUCAAAAGGUUAAUCAAUUGAAAGGAAGCAUUAAUAGACAAAGCCUAAAGAUUUAACAGAACAAAGUAGAAAAGUAGUUGAAAUAUCUAAUAAAAAAUAAGAUGUUGAUAGAAAAUCUUCAGCACCUAAAACAUAAUCUGUAAGAUAACUUUCAGCAGGGUCUUAGGCAAGCUUUCCAGAAGAGAAGAAAGCUGCUACAGAUUAUAUUAAUGAAUUAUAUCAGAAAGUUGAAUAGGAUAUAGAUUAAUUAGAAUCUGGUAAAAGUGAAACUUAAAAUGCUUUUUUUGAAUCACAAUUUGUAAUCAUUACAAUAUUACUAAGGAUGGAAAAGACUUAGAAAAGAUUAUAAAGAUUUAGGCUAGUGCCAAAGGAAUGUUAGUUAGAAAUUAAUUAAAGUAAUAAUAAUAAGAAGCAAUGAUAUAUGAAGAAGAAGAGGAAGUAAAUUUCUAAUCAUCAUAAAAACCACAAGAAGAUGGUUAAGAGGAAUAUAUGUGA